Messenger RNA from Lactuca sativa (garden lettuce), 1415 nucleotides. RefSeq names its product C-CAP/cofactor C-like domain-containing protein (gene POR). Gene Ontology annotation, biological process: post-chaperonin tubulin folding pathway; tubulin complex assembly. The record is from RefSeq and is a predicted model, not a curated record. Gene Ontology annotation, molecular function: tubulin binding. Gene Ontology annotation, cellular component: cytoplasm. Lineage: Eukaryota; Viridiplantae; Streptophyta; Magnoliopsida; Asterales; Asteraceae.
UAAGCAAAAUACCUCUAAUUUUAUAACAUAGGCCUAAUAAUGUGAAAUUCUGGAUCGCCCCUAACUUCUAAACCUUCCUCCCCAUCUUCGUUCGCUCACGGCAAUCUCACCACCGCUGGAAUCAGCGCUCCACCUCUCACCACCGCUGCCCGCUGUGUUAGCAAAUCGAGGACAUGUAGAACGGGAGAAAUUGGGAGAAGAAGUCAUCUUCGUCUUAAUUCGGAAAAGAAAAUCGUCGAUCCUCAAUCAGUUUUUUGGUGACAUUUGAAGAAACACCACGCGGUUUUUACCUAUCAAAAAGCAAUGAAUGAACACACCGAUGACAUCUCAACUGAUGAAACCACCCAACGGAAACAUGCCGCCAUGAUCGACCGCCUAUCCAACCUCCACCAGGCCCGUAUUUCCACCAAAACCAACUCAAAAGACCCGACUUUUGAAUCCACCCAAUCAUUUCUCACCACCUUCACAAACUCCAAACAAUCAAUCGAAUCCUCCCUCACUCAAAUCCAACAAAUCCCAAACCAAGAUCCCAAUUCCGACCUCGAAAGAAUCUCCAAUUCCAUUUCCGACCUCGAAAAACUAGUUGCUGAAAACUCCUACUUUUUACCCCCAUACGAAGUCCGCUCAUCUCUCAAAACCAUCUCCGACCUCAAACAAACCCUCGAUUCCGUCACCUCCAAAGUCAAACCAAGAAAAAAAUUCUCCUUCAAAAACAAACCCACCAAGAAACAGGAACCGGAACCGAAACCAAAACCGGAAUCGGAAUCAGAACCCGAACACAAGACAAGCUACACGAUCAACGAUUCGCCGGGGUUUCGUGGCACGGAAAACGCGAUUCUAACAAAGGAAUUCACCGGAUCUGAGAUUCGGGAAUUUGUGCUUUCGGAUUUGACCAAUUGUGAGGUGAAGUUAAAGGGUCGUUUCCGGACAUUGUUUAUAAACCGGGUCCGGAAUUGUAAAAUUUACGUGGGCCCGGUGUCGGGUUCGAUAUUGAUUGAGGAGGCGGAGGGGUGUUUGUUUGUGUUGGCAUCGCAUCAAAUUAGGGUUCAUGAGGCUAAAUUGACUGAUUUUUAUCUUCAGUGUAGAAGUCGUCCGAUAAUUGAACGAAGUUGUGGGGUCCGAUUUGGACCUUACAGAUUGUGUUAUGAUGGGAUUGAAACUGAUCUCAAGGAGUCUAAUUUGUAUGAGGAUACAGGGAAUUGGGCAAAUGUGGAUGAUUUUCAGUGGUUGAGAGCUAUUCAGUCUCCAAAUUGGUCGAUUUUGCCCGAAAGUCAACGGAUUGAUAUGGUUAAGAUUUGAAUUUUGUUGUUUGCAUACUUUUAUUUCAUUAUUUGUGUUGGAUUUGAAUUCUGUUUUGUUGAUAAACGACCUUUUUUUUUUGUUAUAAUAAAGUUGUUCAAUGUUGAGUUUAAGAA